Calypte anna (Anna's hummingbird) is the source of this 4171-nucleotide messenger RNA. It is a transcript of the gene VEPH1, whose product is annotated as ventricular zone expressed PH domain containing 1. The transcript has 16 exons. Gene Ontology annotation, cellular component: plasma membrane. The coding region runs from base 338 to 2809 and encodes 823 amino acids. Lineage: Eukaryota; Metazoa; Chordata; Aves; Apodiformes; Trochilidae. Gene Ontology annotation, molecular function: phosphatidylinositol-5-phosphate binding. The record is from RefSeq and is a predicted model, not a curated record. Gene Ontology annotation, biological process: regulation of signal transduction.
UCAAGCUGCUGCACUGAGGCUUUGUGAAGAAUUAGUUGGGAUCUGGGCUGGAGUGCCCGGAGUUGGGGAAAAUGGAGAGAAGAUAUUUGUUUGCUUGAUUCCACAUGACAACUCCAGGAGUGUCUUUCAUCCAAAGCACUUCCCCCCCAGUGCCUGCAGCAUGGCAAGGUGUCUGCAAGGUCGGGGCCAAGAAAUCCCUGCAAUGUUCCCCAGCUUUAUUCCUCCUGUUAAACUGAUGGCUGGUCCAGAGGAUUGUUCCCAGCCUGUCCUCAUCUGAGCUGCUCCUGCACAUGGUGUGUGCAGAGGGCUGGCAGCCUCCUGGGCAGCAGACACAGCCAUGCACCAGCUCUUUGGGAUGGUUCUGGCCCAAAAGGACCUCUCCCGUGCAGGGGAUCUGUUCUCCUUAGAGGAUGCUGAAAUCGAAGGAAGCCUCUCAGAAGCUCUUGAGCAAAUAAGAAUAAUCAGUUCAGCUGCAGACUACCAGACCAAUGACAACGACCAGGCUGUGGUGGAGAUCUGCAUCACCCGUAUCACCACUGCCAUCAGAGAGACAGCAUCCAUUGAAAAGCAUGGCCAGGCCCUGGUGGCUCUCUGGGAAUCCUGUCUGGAGCACAACCUGAAGCCUUCUGGAAAAGAUGAGGACACCCCCCAUGCAAAAAUUGCAUCUGACAUCAUGAGCUGCAUCCUGCAGAAUUACAACCGCCCUCCAGUGAUGGCUUUGGCUGUCCCAGUGGCAGUGAAAUUCCUCCAGAGGGGCAACAAGGAGCUGUGCAGAAACAUGUCCAGUUACCUCUCCCUGGCUGCCAUUGCUGAAGCAGACCUGCUGGCUGCUCACACAGACAGCAUUGUCACAAGUGUCCUGCAAGGGAACUGGAUGCUGCUGCGUGUCCUGCCUGCUCUGUAUGAGAAGCAACCCCAGCCCAUCACCCUCCACCUCAGGGACUUGGUGGCCCUGAUGGCUCAGCUGGAGCAAACUGAACAACACCACCUCCUCCAGCUCUUCCAGAUGGUGGCCAGGAAAAGGAACUGGGGGGUGCUGCAAGAGUGUGUUCCAGUUUUGCUUGGCCACCUGAGAGACCCUGCCCACAGUGACAUUAUCCUGAACAUACUUCUAGAAAUAUCCAGCUAUGAACCCUCAGCCUUAGCCACCUCUCUGCCCCAGCUGAAAGCCAUUGGUGAGACUUCUCCCAGUCUGAUUGGGCAAACAGCAAAGAUCUUUGGAGCUGUUGGGCAUAUUGAUGAGGAGAGGGCCAGGACAUGCCUGCUGUAUUUGGUGAACCAGCUGGCCAACAUGGAGCACUCGUUUCACCACAUCCUGCUGCUGGAAAUUAAGAGCCUGACUGACACCUUCUCCAGCAUCCUGGGCCCCCAGAGCAGAGAGAUCUAUCGGAUGAGCAACAGCUUCACUGCCAUAGCCAAGCUCCUCAUCCAGCAGCUGGAGAACAGCAGCAGGGCAGGAGCCAGGGUGGAAAAUGAUACGGGACCAGAAUCAGCCAUCCCACUGGAUGAUUUAAAAGCUGUCGUGAGUGGGAAGGAAGAAGAUGAUAAGCUUCAAGUGAAAAUACAGGCUUUUGAGGAGAAAAUAAAUGUUGACAACAGUACGCCUGGCUCCGUGAGGAGAUACAGUUUAGGGCAGGUUUCUAAAGAAGAGAGGAAGGAUAUGAGGUUUAACAGGUCCAAAAGCCUGGCUCUGCACGCUGUCCGCAUGAAGGGGCUCAGCCCAGAGAGUGGGCAGGAGGAGGAGAGUGGGGAGAUGGCUGCUGGCAUCUCCUUCACUGACAUCUUCAGCAGCCCAGAAAAUGACAGGUUGCCUCUGGCUGAAGCCACCCAGCUGGGAAAUGCUUUAGGAUCCCAGCAAAGUCUCCAGGACACAGAAUCACCUAAAGAAAAGCCCCUGGAAGGGAGUGCAGAGGCAGCCAGGAGCCCUGUGGAAUACCAGGACAAGCUCUACCUGCACUUAAAGGAAAACCUGGGCAGAGUGAAAUCCUAUGUGACAGAGCUGGGGAAGAGGAUUCCCAUCCCUGAUCAGUGUGUCAUUGAAGAUACUGUUAGAAGCUGUGUAGCAAAGCUGUUCUUCAGCUGUCCCUUGAAGGGCCACUACUGCCUGUACAGUAAAUCCAGCUUUACCCUCAUCAGCCAGCAGCCUCCCCUCUGGAUCCACAUCAUGUUCCUCUUCCAGCAGAGCUUGUUUGCAGAACCUCUGUCCAUAGAGAGUAACUCUGUGCAGGUCCUUAAGGCCCUGUGGGAGAAGACCCAGCUCAAGGGGACACACAGUUUUGAAACAGCCAUGAUCCAGUCUACAUUUCCACACCAAAAGGACCUGGACCACGUGCAGAUGCACCUGGAAGAAGUGAGGUUCUUUGAUUUGUUUGGCUACAGUGAGGAAGCAGGGACUUGGCAGUGCUUCAUGUGCAACAACCCUGAGAAGGCCACAGGUGUCAAUGAGGAUGGGCAGCCCCUGAUGGAAGGGAAGCUGAAGGAGAAGCAAGUGAGGUGGAAGUUCAUCAAGAGGUGGAAGACUCGGUACUUCACCCUGGCUGGCAACCAGCUGCUCUUCAGGAAAGGGAAAUCUAAGGAUGACCCCGAGGAGUGUCCCAUCGAGCUCAGCAAGGUGCAGAGUGUCAGAGUGGUGGCAAAGAAGCGGAGGGACCGCAGCCUGCCCAGGGCCUUCGAGAUCUUCACAGCCACCAAGAGCUACGUGCUGAAGGCCAGGGAUGAGAAGAAGGCUGAGGAGUGGCUCCAGUGCCUCAACGUCGCCGUGGCCCGAGCCAGGGAGCGGGAGAGCCAGGAGGCCACCACCUCCCUGUAAGGCUGCAGAGCCACCCCCCAGCCUCAGCCCUUCCCUGCCGGGAAGGAUCCCACCCCCAGGAUCCAGAGAUCCAGCACUUUUGGCCUUCCAAACGGGAGGAUGUGGGGGGAAGCUCUGUGGGAGGCCGGAGGUGCCAGGGGAUGGAGGGCUCAGCACCCCCUGCACUGGGGCAUCCCACGGACACCCCUGAAACAGGAGGGGUUUGAAGUCAGGGUGAGGGGUGUGGGGCAGGAGAUGGGGUCAGAAACCAACCCUAAAGCCCAAGCCCUCAGCCCCUGCUCCCAGGACACCCCAGGGCUGGGGGGGCUGCAGACACUGCCCGGAGCAGCCAGGGGUGGAAGGACUUUCUGCUUCCCUCACUCCCUUGGUAAAAAGAUUCUUUUCCAUCCUAUUUAAUCUCAUGCUUUGUCUUCUGACUGGUGCCACGUGUCUGGGGAAGAAAAAAAUCAGACUUGCUGCUUCCUUCAGGUCUGAGACGGAGCAAUUUUAAAGAGUUAAUACUGCUGAAAAAAAGAACUUUAAAUAUUUAACUGCUUUGAUUUUCCCUCUUAUUCCUGCUUCUUCUCCCCUUCCUAACUGAAGGGCAUUUUUAAAAUGACUUUCCCUCUUCUGUCUCCUCCACUCUGUAACUUUUCACAGUUUCUCCCAAACUAGAAAAUCCCCAGUUUGCUUGACUUUUCACAUUCCCCCCCCAUGAGGUGCAGGUCUGAGUGCUUGGAUAUGGGGCACAGUCAGCUCUGCUUCUCCUGCUGCCUCCAGACUUUGUCACCAGAGCGUGGCUGUCACCAGCCCCUGCCACCCCUUCAGUCUCAGGGUGAUGGAGACAACCUGGGAUGCUCAGUGGUGGAGUUAGAGAGACCCCCGUGUCCCCUGCCAAGAAAUCAUUGCAGACAAUAAGCAGCUUGGCCACGUGUCUCCUGCCUGACAUUAAAAGCUGGAGGAAAAUAAAAGAGAAAUGCUCCUCAUCCCUCCUGAAAGGAGAAACACAGAAACCUAACAUCUGAUUACAGGGAGAGUGGGGAGAUUUAUAAGAAAGAAAUACACAAAAAAAAGCUAAAAAUCCCACUGUCACAGAUUUUCCUUGUGAGCAAACACAGAAGUAGCUUUUAGUGGUUCUUUUUAAGACUCUGGGUAUUGGAACACCUGAGAGUGAAGCAGCUGCCACCCCCUGAAUCAGGAACGUGUUGGGAACUCCUGUGCUGCAUUUCCUUGGGUUGUUCCUUGCUGGAAUCCUCUCAGCCCCAAGGGCCUGGAGUGAUGGGACAAGGAGGGGUGGCUUGAAACUGGGAGAGAUUUAGAUGAGGUCUUGGGAAGAAAUUCUUUAAUUUGAGGGUGCUGAGCCCCUGGGUUUCCCAGAGAAGC